AUGGACUCUUUACGAAGAGAAGAUGAAUGUCUCAGCGCUGCAUGGCGCUCAGCCACUCAUCGCUGGUCUCUUGGGAGAGGGAGGGGUCAGGCACAGGGGACAGAACAAAGAGGAAAGAGCGCAGACGAAAAACCAUGUACAGGUAGUCCCUCUAAUUGUGAGGGAUGGAGACAGACAACAGAUACACGCGAGGAACGAACAGACCGGUCAGACUAUUUAGGCGAGGGCCGACUUGAAGAAGAUGGAGCAGUCGCGAGAGUCUGGAGCGCUCAUCCGUCAAGCGUUGACCACAAGAAAGUCGCGUGCUGUUCCCAGCGAGAAUGUGGAGCUUAUGUUGGGGGAGAAUCUGCGUACAACCCGGCCGACAUCAGCUGGGGCUCGACACCACAGGAACGCGCCAGAAACGCCCUCAAUCCUUCAACUUCUGAAAGCGCUACAUAUGAACGAGAGUGGGAGCCAGGGGACUGCCACCAGGGGCGAAGUGACCCUGGAGAACAUCCCUCUUCUGCUUCCUCUGCUCGGUCGCAUGCCGGAGUCAGGCGGGGAGCGACGGCGAGUCGACAGCCAUCCAGUCGUACACGAGACGCGUCUGCACUCGAGACUGCGUCGGGAUCGGCAUCAUCUGAUUGUUCGUCUUCCCUGCAACUUCCUUUCUCUUACCGGUCGUCCAAGUCUGCCUCUUCAUCUUCUGCUUCCUCGUCUGGUUCUCUCAACGCGUCAGCCCCCACACCAGAAGCCCCGUCGUCGCUGCCUCAGCCGGCGUCUCCUUCCUCGUCCCCUCAAGUCUCCUCCAUCUGUCCGCAGUCGCCCUUGUCUUCAUCGCCUUUCGCGCAGCUGCAAUCUCUGCCAGGUCCGCACUGUCCAAAAUCCUCUAUGGGUAACGACAGGCGAUCCUUGGAGAACAACAGAGUCCUGAAUCCCCUCGUAAUUUCGGUCUCAGUGACCGUCGUGGAACCCUGCUUGGAGGCUCCAGUGCCAGGGCUUGAUCCGACGACUGCUCCCUUCUCCGGUCGGCGUCUCUGGCGUGUUCCUGUUCUUAGAAUUUACGGAGUUGUCAAUGAUAAUCCUGUCAGAUCUGUUCCUUCCAUGUGCCUCUACCCACCGAUGUUAAGAGCGCCACCAGCGUCCAGUGAAUCUCCUUUGUCUUCCUCCUCAGCUUCUUCUUUGUCUUCCUCCUCAGCUUCUUCUUCGUCUUCCUCUUCGUCUUCUUCUUUGUCUUCCUCCUCAGCUUCUUCUUUGUCUUCCUCUUCGUCUUCUUCUUUGUCUUCCUCCUCAGCUUCUUCUUUGUCUUCCUCCUCAGCUUCUUCUUCGUCUUCCUCUCUGUCUUCGUCGGUUUCCUACUCUUCCUCAUCUCCUUCCUCUGCGUCCUCCGCUUGCUCUUCCCUUUCGUCACCGAGUUGCGCUUGCCCUUGCCCGCGUGGAGACAGGCGUUUCUUGGGGCGCAUGUGCUGCGUCACAGUGCACAACGUGUUUCCGUACUUCUUUGUGCCUUUGCCUCGAGAGGCACACGAGAAACCAGAGGUUUGGCUUCAGUGGUUUUCUGCAAAACUCCGGGUGUGGGAGGACAAGCUGACGAGUCGCAGUGACCCGGGUGCCUCUCGCCCGGCUCGGGGUGGCGGCCAGGGACGCGCGAAGCGGACGGGUCCUGGACAGGCCCCAGCGCCUUUGUCGACCCCUGGCCCACCCCUGGUGUUUGCGUUGCGCCUUGUUAAGAAGCGGGCGUUCUAUGGGUACGAUCAUGCGCCGCGGCUCUUCGUUCAGAUUUCCACGCUUCAUCCUGGAAGCAAGACGGUGCAGCUAGCUGCACUGUUGCUUCAAGGUCGCGUCACCGGGCAUCCGCUUCAGCCCUUUGAGAUCCACAUCCCCUUUGUCAGUCACUUUCUCGCCGACUUUCAUCUCCGGGGGAUGGAUCUGCUCACCGCUGUCGCUCCCUGUUUCGUCCAACCAGUAUUUCUCGCGCCUCCGAUGCUUCUGGCUAGUCCCGGAGCCCGCGUAGCUUCGGCAGCAGAUCGCACGCAUUCCCCCCAGUCUCCCAGCGAAGUUCCGGCCUCCGCGAGAGGAGACAGGCAGUCUCUCCGUUGUGCACUGUCUCCUGGGGUCUCUGGCUGCCCGGGCUUUUCCUCGGUGCGGAGGCCCGUGGCAGUCGGGGCUCAUGAGCGAGGACAGGGACGAGAGGGGCACACUGCUGAAUCAGGGUCAAACGACGAGAGGAGGGGGAACGCGUUUUGCAGUCACCACUGUUCCCAGUCUGCGUGGGCCGGUGUGCAUCGGGAGGGACAGACGCAGCGGAUUCAAGGUAGGGAAUUCAUGCCCGCAUCUGCAGAAUAUGUUCCGGGGGGCGUGUUUCUCAGCAAAUCAUGGGCGCAACUGUGGCGCUGCGUGGGGGGAUCAAAGACAGCGCGAGAGAAGCCAUGUGGUGAGUGUGAGCAACAUUUUCGCCACACAAACGCGUCAGACGAAACGGCUCGAGCCUCUUUGGGGGUUUUCCCCUCUUGUCCCUCUUUGGGCCGACCGGAAGUGCCAGCCAGGGGGCAAGCGCUUCCCGUCAUUGCGCCUGCGCUGGUUCCUGAGGAAGGGCUGCUUUCUGACGGCAGUCGAUUCACCUUUCGUGUGUUGCCGGCGCGCGUGCAGCGGCGAACCAAGUGUGAACUCGAAUGCCAUGUGCUGGCGAGAAACAUUCUGAAUCCGUUUUUCGUGUCAAAGGUCGACUCGCCCAACUCCACCGUCUCUCUCAAUUGUUCGCUGUCUGCUGAGGAAACAAAGGGGACCUCAGCUGCUGAAGCUUGGGAGCGUUCCUCGUCUUUCGCAGCAGACUUACUCCUGCCUUCGGUGCUCGACUUCUGGAGAGAGGAGGCUACACGAUGCGCAGGACUAGGUAUCUCCUUUCCCUUUGACAGUCCCCACGCGGCACCCCCAGCCCCCCCGACCCUUCCCUCCGCUGCGGCUGCGGCUCUCGCCCAAAGAGACGAGGCACCGGCGCGAGGCGCCGUCCCGGAGAUCUUCAAGCGACGUCUCGCUCAACUCCUAGCAAAAACCGGCGUGCUGACAGACGUCUCUGCGGUGCAGGCCCACCUGCGUCGAAGCGGGAUCGACGAGGCGACAACGGGUUUGCUGGACCAGGAACACGCGUCUCGGCGUAGUGGAACGGCCGCUCUCGACUGCCGUGAUCAGAAGGAAAUGCGAAUGAAGAACUCGAGAGAAACAGGCGACCUUCCAGGAGACGCAGGACGUUCACAGGCAGGAAGCGAAGGAGAGACAGGAAGGGGACACCUCGAAGGUCAAGGUGUGGAGAGUUGCGAACAACAGAGUUGGAACCCGAAAAGGCGGGCAGCGUGGGCAGACUCUGAAGCAGCACGAGGUGACGCCUGUGAGAAUGUAGACGCAACUGGAGAGAGCAAAGAAGUAGCUGCACACAGUGAGGUGAACAGAGGCACGCGGCGCGGGGAGAACGGGGACUCUGGGACGUUACUGGGCUGUGAUGCCGACAGGACAGAUUCCGGUGAACAAUCUGCCAAGCGUCUGCGCGUCACUCCGUGUGAUGCAGAGGCAUGUGGUGAUGGCACCAACGGAGGCCCCCGGCCAGUUCCAUCGUUCUCGUCUCUCUUCCUUUCACUUCCACAGCAGGAGGCUGAAGAUAUUCCACGCCCAGGUUCAGCUUCCCAAUCUUCCGCAGCGUCGUCGUGCCCCCCGCUGUCCCCCGCGAACGCUUCGGGAUUUUUCAUCGACAGUGCCUUCUCCUUCUCCCCGGUGUCGCAGGUCUCCUCAUUCAGCGGGUCUCAAGACCCCCUCGGGCCUGACCCCUGCGGGAGCUUCCAGUCCCCAUCCGCAGGGGCCUGUCCGGUCCCCGGUGUGCCCGCCGGUUCUCCUUGGCAGUGGCUCCACGCUUCCAGCGCUACGGGAGGGGAGUCGACAAAGGGGGCUGUAGAACGAACCUCACUACACGCGGGAGGGGGCUUUGUGGAAGCGCCUUGGAAUGCACAAUCCGCUGCUUCCACCAGAAACCCCCCUCUGGUCGUUUACCCUGAAAGACCCACCACUGAAAUGCUGCUUCCAUCAGAAGUACGCAUUGCAGGAGAUAGGCCUGCUCCCUCAAUAACUGGAGUGGCACCUUCCCGCUCAAACGACACUCGACUAGGAGGUCCAAGGUGGCUGGAGGAUCCGACGAAUGCGCUCUGUCACUUAGGCAGUCGAACGGAUUCUGCUUCUCAACGGAAUCCAUCAGAGACGCGAGAGGCACCUGUAGUCCAGUCACCGGCCGCGCCUGCGCCUUCGCUUGCGCCUUCACACUCAGAGGUCUGGAGAGAAAGUGGGGUUGUUCACUCUGCCACGGCACUUCCUUUGCCUCCAGUCGAACACCCCAAAGCGAGCGGACGUGAUCCUUUUGAGGAGCGUUUGCCUUCGCAGGAUGCGCCCCUGGAGAGCUCUUACUCGGCGCCGUGGCGUCAGAUGCCGAGCUCAGGGCACGUAGGUAGCUUCGGGGAUAAAGAGAUAAGAAGGUCGUGGCCGGAAUGGUCGGGGGACAAAGUGUUUCUCGAGCUGAACGGAGUCAAUUCAACGGAAGCGAUCCUGAAGUCUUCGGAGCAUGAGGUGCGCGAGGCGAAAGAAGGAGAAGUCGUGGAGCUCGCUGAAGGAUGGAGAGAUCAAGACGACGACGAGAGUGGCGGCAAGGAAGAAACGGUGUGUGGCGUGAGAGCUGCACAACCGGGGAGACUCGCGAUAGAAGACAUAGUUACUGUAGAAGCCGAGAUCAAAGGAAAAGGCGCCCUAGAGGAGGAGGCAGACUGGGCCAUCGCCGCUGUGCCUCACGAUCGCAGUGAGGAAGAGGUACCCUCUUCAGCUGCAGAAGCGGGAGGAACAAGGUGCGUGCCCCUCGGGGGCGGCGUCACAGCUCUAGAGCCUUUCGAGCUGUUUGCGCCACAGGUCUGCAGCCGAUCUCAGUCAAGUUCAUCGGGGAGCAGUAGCUCAGUAGAAGGGCGCCGCGCGCGGAGAAGAAGAAACAGGCUACUUAGAAGCGGACAGAGCCGAAAAACGUCUUCGCUGGACAGCAGCAGUUGCUCGCCGACGGUCGACUACGACGCGAGUGCGAGAAGCAGCGACGACAGCGUGUCGAGCGACCCCUGCGGGGCUCUGGACAUGGAAGUCGACUCCACGAAAAAUGGGAAGCCAAAGGAGGGGAAUGCAGAGGAAUCGGAUACAUCUCGAGUACGCGGGGAAGAGGGCCAAGCCACAUUUCCUACCAACAAGUCAGGGGAAGCAGCGAGCAAAAAGCCGUCUGCAGGAUUGGCGUCCGGGUUCCAGGACCGUCAAGAAGUCUGCAGGUCACGAGCCUCUGACUUUCUACACCGCAGGUGUGUUUUUUCUGGCUCCGAAGAGAAGACGGCGUGUCUCUCCACAGCCGUCGACAUGCAUAUGCCUAUGUCGAAUCUUUCACUCGACGCGAAAGUAACUCUCGGCCGUGUCCAGACGCCAACUGGGACGUCUACAGAUGUGCGGCACGCGACGGGGAUCCACAGCACCGGGAAGAUGGAAGACAACCUGCGCGAGGCGGACCUGGUCUCGAAGCGCUUGUCGCAGGGGUCGGCAUGCGAGGACCAUUCAGGAGAUGAAGACCGUGGAACUUCGUCAUCGUAUGCGGCCACGGUCGUUCUCUCCAGUGGUUCGGCCGAAGGACGAAAGGAGCGCUUUGGCGGUGAAGCAACCGAAUCAAGAAACAGGCAAGAGGCGCCUCCACAGCGGGCAAAAGAAAAAGAAGAGGAGACGGCUUCACCACCUACCCCUGACCGCACACGCGAGAACACUGAAAAGCAUGUGGGCAUGCGUAGCCGCCACUCCUCUCACACAUCGAAAGAAAAAUGGGAAGGACUGGAGCACGCUCGCUUACAGAAUCUGUCGGAACAUGGCGACUCAUCUCAGGGCCCCGUCUUGACCUUGUUAUUUCCCCGGGGUGAGCCGAAGUCGCCUCAGGUCGUCGCCGUAAACCCCACAUCCCAUGCUCUCUUGGAUCGGCACUGUUCUGUAUCCCAGCAGUCGCUGCAGGGCUGGCCAGAUGAGCCCGCAGAGCUCCCUUUCUUUGGCGACCCUCGCGAUUUGCCGGUGAGCGUCCUCCGCGCCGUUGAAGCUACUCUGGGAGGGCGCCAGUUGCGUGAACAGGAGGAAACAGUUCUUGGAGCCCGUCGCGCAGAAAGCAUCGCAGCAGCAGCAGCGGAGGAGACUCGCCUUCUGGCCGAGCGGCGUGCCAAGCUAGGCAGGAAGACGAGGAGACGCCGACGGAAGAGAAAGAACGCUCGACAGUCGCAAGUCUCCUCUUCUUCGCAGCAAACGGCUUCUCAGUCGUCGCAGUGCGCCUCUCAAGAGCCAUCUCAGCGUGGCUCGCAGAGCUCUGGGCGCUUCGGCGUGCUUGUUGACUAUCAUUGCAAACAACGCCCGCAUGUAGAGCGGCGUCGGAGCGGUGCUGUCUCCACAGAUGCCUUAAGCAAGCAAGCGCCAGGUCGAGAGGCAGGGACCACAAUGGAGCCCGAACCGGGAAGAAGCGGUUGGUUUGGUAGUGACGCGGGCCGCGUACAACCGUCGCUUGUUUUGCCAGGAAAAGCUGUCCAGCCGGACACACUUGUUGUGGAGAUUUCGUCGUCCUCAGACAGUGGUAGCGAUGGGGUCUGCAGCCGCUCUGCGGUUGUGCUGACGACGUGGGAUGCGACGGGCAGAGGGCCAGGAGAGACGAGUUUGCCUUCCGCUCCUGUCGUGGCUAUCGCCGACCGAACAAACGGGGAGACCUUCCCAGGGACCGCGUUCCCACACGGUUCUACCAAGCCUCCAGGAAACGCUUUCUGGGGCUUCUAUAAGCCGCCCCCCACGACCCACGAGGCGCUCGCGAGUUGCCCCCCCAGGGUGCAGAAGAACCAUGAGCGGCUGUUGCGUCGGGAGGCACGCAGAGAGGCAAGGCGCCGACAGCGGCGCCAGAGCUGGGGGGGUGAGGCCGAGCGAGCGCGAACCGGCGACAGUUCUGCCGCGUCGCGGUGCGAACGAGUGCGAGAACCUAAGGGCGACAGUAAGCGCGAUUUUAAACGACAGAACCGAAGAAGCAGAAGGGACUAUAGUCCGAACAGGAAGGGACGCGAGUGCAGAAAAGAGGUGAGGCCGGCGUUGAGAUGGGCCACAAGGAUGGAUAAUGGCGGGCGUAUCGUCCUGAUGCUAGUGCCAGCAUCGCAGUCCAGCGGAGUGGAACGAGAAUCGGCACGACGAGAAAGAAGAAGUCGCACUCGAAGAACGAUAUCGCUUUCUCGAUCCCGAGCAGAACCGACGGUGACGCGACCCUCGGAAAUACCGCCGGCUUCCUCAUCUGCGUCUGGCUGCUGCACCUCUGAGGGCUUUAGCCAUACUGGAGAUGACGCAGCCGCCGAUAGGAACUGGACCGACGAAACGAGGGCGCGUGCGGAUCUUCCGAGUCGAGGGUUGCCGUUUGCGACUGCAUGCGUGGAAGCUGAGAGCUGCCCUCAAGACGUGGGAAAGCCGCGAAAUCCACGGAAAACAGCAGGUGUCGAUGAGGUGAAGGUGGACCACGAUCCACCGACGUCGCCGAGCGCAAAUGAACUGAAGGGGAAACGCAGCGACUCCGAUGAUGAGGGGGAAGGUGGCGAACGCUUGGGUGCUCCUGAAAGAGCCCGACGCAACGAGGCGAACGACUUGCUACCGCAUCAAGAUGUUGAAGUGAAUUCUGUUCAGCCGCGCGAUAGGCAUAUCUGUGACGGGACCUCUCCUGUCUGCGACAGGGAGCAUGUACCUUCUUCCCAGACACAGCAAUGUGGUUCGUUGUGCCUGUCAGCCGGCAGUUUGACGACAGGCCACUCGUUCUCAAGCGCGUGCUCCAGUAGCGACGUCUCCCUGGGAGGGGUGGGAGAAGGCGCCAGGAAUGUUUCGCAGCUCAGUGUCGCAUCAGCUCUUAAAGACGCGGCAAAACAGGCUCGGCCGUUUCAUGCCUCCGCGGCAAACGAGCUUGCCGACGAGGCGAUUCGUGGGGAAAGGACACUCGCCAGCUACGGCGCGUUGUUGGCCGUCGAAGUCCUCGCAGAGAGGACACAAUGCAGCCCUGAAGCUGUCGAUGCGGGUGCGCCCGAUCCUCAGCAGGACGCCAUCCUGGCUGUCGCUUUGGUGCUCAGAGACGAGCGUCUGUCUUUGGCUUGCCGUCGGGCGCAGCGGGCGAAUGGGAGACACGGGGGAGACGCGGAAAGGUGGGACAAGGAAGCAGAGGGGCCAGAAGACCAGGGCAAGGAGGGCUUGGGCAGAAGAGAGGGAAGAGAAACGGACAUGGAAAUGGGAGCAAAAGGGAACAGGAACGGAGACAGUCAAGAGGCGGAAAGCAGCUGCGGGGACCCACUAGCGAACUCGGGUUCCGAGACGCAGAGACGGCGGAAGAGCGGGAGCAAGCCGUUUCUGUCCACGGCCCUAGGUCGGGAGCGAUGCGCAGAAAAGGCGGCGGCAAGUCUCGCCUAUUUCGAUGCUACCAUGAUCAUUUUUGUUGACCAGGCCUACAAGCCUCGCCUGCCCUUGAACUCCAGAUUAUGUGCUCGCUCUCCCGGAUGCCGUUCUGCCUCUGUUCCGUCGUCAUCAACUGCUCACUCCCUUACCAGCUCCUCGGUCGCCUCGCCGUUCACGCGAGCUCGCCAGUCGUUCGCGGACUUUGUCGCUCUAUGGCAGUCUCGUCAUCCGUUCACCAAGUCUGCCCAGCAGCAACUGCCCGCCUUCCUUCCGUCUGAUACUGAAGUGGUUGCCGUAGAAAGCGAAAGAGCCCUCAUUCAUUAUGUUUGUCUUAUCUUUAGUGUUGCCGAUCCUUCUAUGGUUCUGCAGUGGGACAGUGGAUGCAUGGGCCUCGGCUUUCUUCUCCGCAGGGCGCGAGUUCUCGGCUUUGGUGCAGAACUCACAACAGCUCUCGGGAGACGAGCAGAUCCUCUCCUUCUCUCACAUCUCCGAUCUAUCUCGUAUCGACCCAGGUCGCACGUGGCCAUCUCUGUGUCUCCAGCGCCUGUUUCGCAGCAGUCUUUUGGCUCUGUUUCAUCUUCCUCUCCAGCCCUGCCGCAGGCUGAAUCAACCUCAGCUAGCUCGUGGUCUCGCCCGUCUAUAACGGAUCACCGUGAGGCACGACACCCCACACCGCGAGAGUCAGGGAGGUCAAGUGGGGUCUCCGACGUGCUCCUCCAAGGAGGGAUGCUGUCGGGCCGGCUUCUUCUCGAAUGUUGGCGGCUGCUUCAGAGUGAAGUGAAACUCCAGCAGUCGUCUCUGGAAGGAGUUGCCACAGAGGUCCUUGGUGUGACCUUCGCCUCGGUGCCUCCGGCGAUUCUUGCGAACCUCUGGAAGCAGGGACAGGGCGCUUUGAGGCGCGCAGAGAGGCUUGACGAAGUUGAACUCAUGACAGCGUGGCGUGAAUGGCAGUUGCGCGUGAGGAGACACGAAGAGGUACAGGGUAGGCCAAGAGACACAGCUGAGGGGGGUAAGGGCCAUGUUUUUCAUGGAGAGACGCAGGGUCCACGAACAGAGGGUCCACAGACAGCUGAUGGGGCUGGGCUACAGCACAUCGAUGCAGCACAGAGAACCCUGGGCGAGCCAGACAGUCUGGUCCUGGAGCAGAUCUUUGCAGACGUUGAGCGAGCAACAGGCAAUCCGAUGGGGCGGCUGCCGGGGCCUGAACCAAGAGAACGGGACCAAGAAGUAGUGUGGGCCGUUUCGACUAUGGGUGCGGUCCUCAAGUACCUUCUGGGCAGGCCCCAGCGGCGAUGUGCCCUGACGAGAGGGAGUCAAUUCAAGGUGGAAAGCGUGAUGAUCCAAGCAACCAAGCGCCUUGAUUAUCUGUUUGUGUCUCCUUCUCAAACUCAGGUGACAGAGCAGCCGGCACCGCUGUGUAUUCCACUCGUUCUCGAACCCAAAAGUGGGUUUUACUGGAGUCCCGUACUGGUUCUAGACUUCCGUUCUCUCUACCCGUCCAUCGUGAUCGCCAACAACAUCUGCUACUCGACGGCUCUUGGCUCCGUUGAGAUCGAUCCGACAGUGCAAGCCACGAAGACGUUGGGCGUGAUGGACUUCCACUGUCCUCCGGCUCUGUUCCGGCAGAUUUCGGAAGCCUACUACCGAGCUGCUUCCGUGGACCUAAGGAAGGGAGCACCGGCUCUUCCUGACCCUGUUGGGGGUGCUGGUGAGCGGAAGGGCGGAAGGGAUAGUGGCGAACGACGAGGCCACAGCCAAGCUUCGAGCUUUUGUGCAAGCCAGGCGUGGGACGCAGACAGUGGUGGACUUCGGCUUUUGCCAAGCGGGGCCAUGUUCGUGUCGCGCCGUGUAAGGAAGGGGAUUUUCCCUCAAGUCCUCAGCGAGAUCCUGCAGACCCGCAUCAUGGUCCAAAAAGCGAUCAAAAAAUACAAAGGGAAAGUGGAAGAAGGCUUGCUCCGACUCCUAAACUACAGGCAGUAUGGCCUAAAAAUGAUUGCUAACGUUUCCUACGGUUAUACAGCAGCAAGUUUUACGGGGCACAUGCCGUGCGCCGAUAUUGCCGAUGCAAUCGUACAGACAGCCCGGACAACGCUCAUGCGCGCCAUCGAACUGGUCCAUAACACUCCACGAUGGGGCGGAAGAGUAUUGUACGGAGACACGGACAGCAUGUUUGUUCUGGUCGAGAACAAGUCCCUGGAAGCUGCCUUUGAGAUUGGACGUGAAAUCGCGUACACUGUCACUCAGCAGAAUCCGUCACCAGUUGAGCUGGAACUUGAAAAAGUUUUCUACCCCUGCUGCCUCGUCUCGAAGAAGCGCUACGUGGGGAACGCGUAUGCAGCGCCGAACCUGCCUCCAACCUUUGAAGCGAAGGUCAAGGCGCAUCUCUACCGGCAGUGGACAAAGAUUAUGUUAAACCAGGUCCCCUUGAAGGAUUUCAUUUUCUACAAGAAAUGCAGGCUCGGUUCCUACAAAGCCGAGUUUGGCGCAUCAACUGCUGCAUCCCUACCCCCGCAAGCUAAAGUGGCAUAUGCACGGUUGCAAGCGCUUGUUCAAUCCUCUGUGUGCUUGCAAGAUGUGCUUGGCACCGGCACGUCGGAAACUGCUCCUGCGUUGCCGUCAGGACCAUCUCGCGGAGAGCGAGUGGCAUUUGUCUACGCGGAUCUCGGCCUCGGAGGAGCAGAAGCGUUUUUGACAGGAAAGCAGAGCGCGUUGCGGCUGCUUGAUUGUGCCGUGAGCCCUGAACAAGUCGAAGGGGGAGGGAGGGCGGAUAACCUUGUCAGCCUCUUCCUCUACGGUGCACCUCAAAGGGUGCUGCGCCCCAUGCCACUCCAGCUUCCAGACGCUUGGACAACUGGAUCGGUGACGCCACCGCAAGAGGGGACCGCCAGGGACUUUUGGAGUCAGCACGCUGGCUCUUGUGUCUGGCUUCGAUGUUGGGAGCCCAUGCCACGUUCAACAGUAGUAAAGGGUACAGACUCAUCAUUGUUUCCUGAAGGUGAGAGAACACAAGCGGCGUCCCCAGCGUUGCAGGCGCCCGCCUCCCGCUUCGGCUGGCGUCGCCUUGGCAUGAGUCCAGCUGGUGCGUCCUGCUCUGGUUCGUUCUCUGUAUCGGUGCAGCAGGGCCAAGAGUGUAGUGGUAUUGCACCAUCUGCUGUGCAAAGCCUUGGAGAGGGUAAUUCCGAGCAACUGCUGUUGCCAGUAUAUCUGAAAUACUACAUCGUACGGCAAGUCAUUCCUGCCCUCGACCGCCUCUUCGGUCUUCUUCCCGGGUCAACAUCUGUAGAUCUUCGGCAGUGGUUCGACAGAAUGCCGAAGCCUCAAACAAAGCCAGCGACGAGAUUGCGUCGUCAGCCACAAACCGGCCAACAGGUAGUGAAGAAACCUAGACAGGGCAUGCUGACGUUUGGGACAAGACCGCUUCCACGGAAAAUAAGUCCGGAAAGCCGGUUACUACGAGCUCGACAUGGGUCGGUGCCUCAGAGGACUCCAGUGGUAGAUCAGAUGGCAGUUCCGUCGGAUGCUGGUGCGGUGUCGCCGGCGCCUCAGCCCCGGCACAAAUUGCUGCAGGCUUUGAAAGUAAAAAACGGGGCCGGUGGCGGAAGCAGAGUACGCCUUCACCACUUUUUUGCGGCUUCCACCUGCCUGUUCUGUGGUGAGAGGUGCUCUCUGUUACCUCCUGGAUCUCUCCGAGAGCUGCUGGGCUCCAGCGCCAGAGCAAAUGGGAGUAAAGGGAGUAGUGGAGGUCACAAAGGAGACGGGAGCACAGACAAGGUGAGGCGAAGGCGCGGAGGAGGUGCAAUUCAUUUUGAAGAGGACACAGAAGCAGCUGUCAGAGCACAGCUUUUCAGAAAAUUUGAGUGUCGUAACCUCACCAGUGACGAAGAUGGAGAAGGUAACGAAAAUGGGGGACGCAAUAACGAUGGAAAAUUAGUCAUCGACCUUUCGUCCAAGUCUGCUUUCUCUUCAACAUCUCAUGGGUCAGUCUUCUGGCCUUUGUUUCAGUCCGCGUCAGCCCGAGAGAAGCAACGCUACUGGCAGCCUCCUCCGGUGUGUGCAGCGUGUAGCAGGGAUGCCGAACGCCUUCUUGUGGUAGCAUAUUCGGAGUUGCGCGAGGAAGAGAAAAGGGUAAAAGAGGUUGAAGACAUCUGCGAGGCAUGCGCAGGGAGCAGACUCUGUGCAGCGGCAUGUUUGAACGCUUGGCACUGUGACGUAUAUUUUAGAAAGCUGCGAAACGACAUGCGCCUAGCAGCUGUCUCCUCCAAAUUACGCGCACUUCAUUUGCACCUGAAGGAUAGUCAUUGACUGUCAAAAGCAUUCCGUGUAGUAGGUGCAAGUAACGAGCUUGGCAGUCCAGUGUGCAACGUGUCAUUCACGGAUUUUGGACCGCUGGCUCCGAUCCAAGCAAUCAACUGAUCCGCUCCUCGCUUAUACUUUCAGCAGACACAGCAGCCUUCCAGUGUAGCAGGACGGUGCCCCGUGCUUGGAUGGGAGCUUCCUCCCUCCGGGGUGAUUCCUGGAACGAUUGUCAUUGUACAUUUUGCGCG
Molecule: messenger RNA, 13016 nt
Organism: Toxoplasma gondii ME49
Lineage: Eukaryota; Apicomplexa; Conoidasida; Eucoccidiorida; Sarcocystidae
Product: DNA polymerase family B protein
Exons: 13
Coding region: 1-12774 (4257 amino acids)
Biological process (GO): double-strand break repair via homologous recombination; error-prone translesion synthesis
Cellular component (GO): zeta DNA polymerase complex; nucleus
Molecular function (GO): nucleotide binding; DNA binding; DNA-directed DNA polymerase activity
Source: RefSeq, a predicted model, not a curated record